Molecule: messenger RNA, 615 nt
Organism: Salvia splendens (bonfire salvia)
Lineage: Eukaryota; Viridiplantae; Streptophyta; Magnoliopsida; Lamiales; Lamiaceae
Exons: 1
Coding region: 1-615 (204 amino acids)
Source: RefSeq, a predicted model, not a curated record
AUGGCAGCCUCAGCUCUAGCGUUGCUUCUCCUCUUCUCCCUCCUCGCAGCCACCUCCUCCGCCCGCCCCUGCAAAACCAUUUUCUAUUUCUCGGCCACAACGACCACCACCACCACCUAUUACCCUUUCCAGUCCCACCUAGCAAACCCUAACCCCCAUUCCGCCCUCCGCCGCCUCAAUCCCCGCUAUGUCACCUUCAUCUUCACCUCCACCGCCCCCAAACCCUUCUCCGGCCACCGCCCCUCACUCAAUUUCAAAUCCGAUCCCUCCUCCGACGCCAAUUCUCACUCAUCUCCAGCGAUGACGUCAUCCGUUUUUUUCCCUCUCAAAUUCUAUUCCUCCGUCUCCAGCUCAAUCCGCGACCGGGCCGCUGAUAUCAUGAGCGUCGUCGGCGCGCUGCUCUUCGGCGUCGGCUGCGGGGCCCUCACCGGGGCCGUGAUGUACUUCUUGUACGCCCUCUUCUCCCCCGGCCGAUUCGAUUUCGACGAUGUUUCCGACGAUGACGACGACGACGACGUCGCCGAUAUCAAGAGGAAAUUAGGGUACUUGUCGAUCCCUGCGGUGACCACCGACGAUCUCAAGAAACCUGCGCUGCCUGCCAAGGAGGUGGUUUGA